GUGUGUGUGUGUGUGUGUGUGUGUGUGUGUGUGUGUGUGUGUGUGUGUGUGUGUAGAUUAAACAUGAACGGGCCAAAACGGACAUGGCAGCAGGUCAAAAUCAAAUACAAGAACAUUCUGCAGAAUGCAGUGAAAAAGAAUACCCACAGACAAGGCACGGGUGGUGGGUCACCAAAGGCUGACCUUACCCCAGCAGAGGACAUGGCCUUGGAGCUAAAUAAAGGCAGGCCCGUCUUAAGAGGGGAUCCCUGGGGGGAAAGAGACGAGCAUAGGUUCCUCCCAAGAUGCCACCCGCUUCAUUCAAGUGCCUGGCAGCACUGUGUUCCUGUUAGAGCCACCAGCACAAGCACCAGACGAUGCUGAUCCAGGUGAAGGCCCCAGUGCAGCAGCAACAGCACAUGAUGGAGACGAUGAUGAGGAGGAGACCAUCUCUCUGGAUUCCAGAAGGCAUGAGGACCCAGAUGCUAUACAGUGGGAAAACCAGCCUGGCAACAUAGUGCGUAUUAAUAAAAGGACACCACAUCCUGCCAAAUUCCAGCUGCGCUAAUUGUAUUGUGUUCACAGAGCUCACAAGCUAUCAGAAAGUUGUAUGGCAACCACCUCCGGCGCCAAAUAGAACUGGCAGACAUAGACAUUCAGUACAAGAAGAAAAAGAUGGAAAAUCUUGCACUGGAGUCCGAAAUAAAAAAGAGGACAAUUAGGAAACUGGACCUUGAAAUAAAAAAACUUGAGAGGGAGCUCCAAGAAGAUGACACAGCUCAAAAUAAAAAUUAGGUAUAUUCUCGUAAAGUCAAGUGAGCCAUGACAUAUGAGCUCUUAUUGUGAGCACACAGGACGGUGGCAUCUUUCUAAGGUUUUUUUUUUAUUUUCCCAGCAAUCAGUACAACCAAGUCAUCGUUAUAAGGCAUCGCCCUCUUUUGCCCACCCCCCCAGCACCAGGUGUGGCCACUAGCCUAUAUGAAGGCCCAAAAUUGUGUGUUCCUUUCUGCUCUGACAAUGGCAUGCCCAUUCGUGCGAGAUGUGGUGGAUGAGGAAGCACUUGUGCUGAGGAGAGCCUUCAGGCGAGAAAGGGUCUUCAGGGACCGGUUGGACCCACUGGCCUUCCCUGAUGACCAUCUAUAUGAAAGAUACAGGUUUUCUGCAGAUGGCAUCAGGUAUCUAUGCAGACUACUGGGUCCCAGGAUUAAGCACCGCACUGCACGGAGCCAUGCACUGAGUGUGGAGCAAAUGGUUUGUGUGGCCUUGCGCUUUUUGCUAGUGGAGCCUUCCUGUACUCAGUGGGGGAUGCAGAACAGCUGAACAAGGCCACAAUUUGCCGCACAAUAAGGAGUGUGUGUCUGGCUAUCAAAGCAUUAGCAGAUGUCUUCAUCUCCUUCCCUGGCCACAGAAGACUCUGUGACAUCAAAGAGGAGUUCUAUAGGAUUGCAGAUGGUCUGCAAUGCUGACUGUGUGAUCAGCAAUGUUGUGGCAAAAUGGCCUGGCUCAGUCCAUGACUCCAGAAUCUUUCGGGCCUCUGAAAUCUAUCAGUGCCUAUCACAAGGUGAAUUCUCUGGUGUGUUGCUGGGAGACAGGGGGUAUGGCUGCCAGCCUUUUCUCCUGACACCUUUCACAGACCCCCAGGAAGCACAGCAGGCCUACAACCAUGCCCAUGCCAGGACCAGGGCCAGAGUUGAAAUGACCUUUGGCCUCCUGAAGGCACGCUUUCACUGCCUUCACAAAUUAAGGGUCAGCCCUGUUAGGGCAUGUGAUAUUACUGUGGCUUGUGCUGUCCUCCACAAUGUGGCCUGCCUGAGGAAGGAGAGGGCCCCCAGAGUGCCACCAGCCAUGGACUGGGACAAUCCGGCAAUCUUCCCUGAUGACGACAGUGGUCGGCUGCUGAGGGACCAAUAUGUGUUGAAUUAUUUUAGUUAGUAUGUGUGCUUUCAAUUUUGGUUAAAUAUGUCCUGCGGUGGCAGAGGAAUUUGGGUUUUUUUGGGUUCGUUUUUUGACGAAUUUGGCCUCUUAUGAUGUUUGUGCGGUAUACUGUGUGUAAUACAAGGCUGCAGGGAGGCUACUGCAUCCAUUCAUUUGUCUGUUCAGUUGAUGUGUAUGGAUUUGUCCUGCAUUUAUUCUAGUGUGCAGACAUGCAGGGUGUGUUAUAUACAGACCUUUGAAUGUGUAUGUAUCAUUUUGUAUAAUAUGCUUGGAUUCUGUGCUUUCCAUCUUGUAGAGUCACUGUGACUUCAGUUUCGAAAGGAGCUGAUGGUUUACCUGCUUUGUUUUGUCCUUAUUCAAUAAAGGAACAUAAUGUUACACAUUGUGUUUUUAUAUUCA
Molecule: messenger RNA, 2313 nt
Organism: Oncorhynchus nerka (sockeye salmon)
Lineage: Eukaryota; Metazoa; Chordata; Actinopteri; Salmoniformes; Salmonidae
Product: putative nuclease HARBI1
Exons: 8
Coding region: 1360-1911 (183 amino acids)
Source: RefSeq, a predicted model, not a curated record